Molecule: messenger RNA, 396 nt
Organism: Striga hermonthica
Lineage: Eukaryota; Viridiplantae; Streptophyta; Magnoliopsida; Lamiales; Orobanchaceae
Source: the annotation of a GenBank genome assembly
AUGGCCCCGGAAAUAGUGGCUGCGGGGACAAUGACGGUUGAUUUGGCCAAGCCCGCGGUGUUGCCGACCAGAGCUUACAUCACUUUCUUGGCCGGCGACGGAGAUUACGUAAAGGGCGUCGUCGGCCUCGCUAAGGGCCUGCGGAAGGCCAAAUCCCUUUACCCGCUCGUUGUGGCAGUGCUGCCCGAUGUCCCGGCGGAGCACCGCCGCAUGCUGGAAGAACAAGGUUGCAUCGUCCGGGAGAUCGAGCCCGUCUAUCCGCCGGAGAAUCAGACGCAGUUCGCGAUGGCGUAUUACGUCAUCAAUUACUCUAAACUCCGUAUUUGGGAGGUGCGUCGAUUGAUUUGUUUGAGCUUGAAAGGUGCUUGCAUGAAAAUCAUGUUAAGCGCACGCUAG